Molecule: messenger RNA, 1319 nt
Organism: Selaginella moellendorffii
Lineage: Eukaryota; Viridiplantae; Streptophyta; Lycopodiopsida; Selaginellales; Selaginellaceae
Product: peroxidase 2
Exons: 4
Coding region: 225-1211 (328 amino acids)
Biological process (GO): hydrogen peroxide catabolic process; response to oxidative stress
Cellular component (GO): plant-type cell wall; plasmodesma
Molecular function (GO): heme binding; peroxidase activity
Source: RefSeq, a predicted model, not a curated record
CUUGUGUGUCAGCCUGGCGAGCACAUAGCACAUCGCUCCCAAGUUGGGAGCGUGGAACGCUCGUCACUAGGAAGUUUUGUAAGGACAUCGUUUCAUCCCUUUAAAGUCUCUGUCCACUUUCCUAGAUCCCAAAGUGGUCAUCCCACCACUUUCUUUUAGGUGAGGUUUCUUGGUCUCUCAGGGUGUUCUUCAUUCACAGCUUUUGGGAAGUUCUUGUGUGAAUCAUGGAGGCAAACUUCCCAAGGCUUGGAUUCAUUGCAAUACUGCUGCUUGCACUGGUUUGGAUUUCAACUGCUUAUCAAUCAUAUCAUCCUCUCAAGAUGGGAUACUACAAAUGCACAAGAAAAUGUGUCAAUGCGGAGGCGAUUGUCAAGAAGAUUGUGAGGCAAUAUGUUAAAAGGGAUCCAACGCUGGCUGCAUCACUCUUGAGAAUGCACUUCCAUGAUUGUUUCGUAAUGGGAUGCGAUGCCUCUAUUCUACUAAACUCUACCAAGACAAGCAUUGCCGAGAGAGACGCACUCCCAAACUUGUCACUCAGAGGUUUCGAAGUGAUCAAUGCUGCAAAGGCUGCACUUGAAGCAGCGUGCCCCAAAACAGUAUCUUGUGCUGAUAUUCUCUCCCUCGCGGCUAGAGAUUCAGUAGAAACGAUCUAUGGACCUUCUUGGGACGUUCCAACUGGCCGGAGAGAUGGUAUUAUCUCCAAUGCUUCAGACGUUCUCCUAAAUCUUCCACCCUUCUUUGCCAAUUUCACAACUCUCAAGUCCAUCUUUGCUGCAAAAGGGUUGAAUGUAAUUGACCUUGUGGCACUCUCAGGUGGACACACUAUUGGCUUUUCUCACUGUGCUGCUUUUGAUGCCCGGCUCUACAAUUUCACUGGGAAAGGUGAUGCAGAUCCAUCUCUAGAUCCUGCCUAUGCAGCCCACCUUAGAACCAAGUGCAAGCAUGGAGAUCUUGUCACCAAGGUUCCCCUGGAUGACACUCUCACAGGAUUUGAUACGAACUACUACAAGUUUAUCAUGCAAAACAAGGGGUUGCUCCAGUCCGAUGCUGCACUCCUAGAGACUCGAAGGUCGAGAUUCCUGGUGGAGCAAUCUACCAAGCCUUCGAUCUUCAGGCCCCAGUUUGCACGAUCCAUGACUAAGAUGGGGCGGAUUGAGGUGCUCGUUGAAAAGCAGGGACAGAUCCGCAGUCGGUGUGAGUUUGUCAAUUGAUUGAUUUGAUUUUGGAAUCUACUUGAUUUCUUUUUUUAAAAAAGGUUGUAAAUAAUGUCAAAUAAAGGUACAAAUGCCAAUACUUAAAAAGUUUGACUUGUUUUCUUC